UGUGUCAGGAACAUCACGGUAUUAUCUUCAAAGAGCCUCCAACCUAUUCCAGGCGAUGGCGGUAAAUACACCGUGGAUUACGAAAAUGUUCAGCCGAGCUGGUCGGACUUCUACGCUUACAUCAAAGAAACCGUCGACGCCUGUCGGAAUUUGAAACAAUUUGGGGGCCUCGUGAAUGAUUUCUGGCUGGGAAAUGACGGAAAUUAUAAAGUGUGUCUGGACGAGGGCGUCGCGCCCACUCCAGGCUCCUGCACCGUCCUCUCCUUCGGCAUCAACAACGAGUGGAGCUUUGACGACGCCAUGGAGGCGUACGGCUGUGAUGUGUACUCCUUCGACCCCACCAUGAGUGACCCCGAGCACAUCCGAGGCAAGAGGGUUCACUUCUACCCUCUGGGCCUCGGCAGUGUCACCCAAGAAGUCACCAUUGGCUUCUCCAAAUGCAAGGUCCUCACCUAUCGUGACAUCCUAGCAAAGAUCGGCAAGACGAACUCAGUCAUCGACUACUUAAAGGUUGACAUCGAGGGCCACGAGAUAGACUUUCUAGAGAACGUGCUCUACGACGACCCGGAACUACUCUUCAGAGUCAAGCAGAUCGGCAUAGAACUACAUCCACAUCCAUUGAUGUUCAUAACUAAAAUGUCGGAGACAAAGCAGAAGUACUGGAGGCUCGCCCACAAGCUGCGAAGUUUAGGUUUCACACCGAUAUUCAGUGAGCCCACUCCUCUAUGGUUCUGCUUAUUCACGUACGAUGGAAAAACAGAAUCGUGUUGUUAUGAAAUUGUGUGGAUUAAUAACCGCUUUGUGAAGAAAUGAGUUUUUAUUCAAAGUUUAUAACAAACAAUUUCUGAGACGUUUCGUAUUAUAACUAAAACCAUAAGGGUAAGAAUCACAAAUGCAAGUCGUUAGGAAUGAUACUAGUAUAAGCAUGGUACACGUUACAAAAUAUAUAUCGAGUAAUGCAUAACAAGCUUGUUCAAUUUUAAUUGUUUUUACCACGUUUUUCUUAUUUUCGCUUCGUGUU
Messenger RNA from Hyalella azteca, 1021 nucleotides. RefSeq names its product probable methyltransferase-like protein 24. The transcript is spliced from 6 exons. The record is from RefSeq and is a predicted model, not a curated record. Lineage: Eukaryota; Metazoa; Arthropoda; Malacostraca; Amphipoda; Hyalellidae. The annotation marks the transcript as partial.